Messenger RNA from Strigops habroptila (Kakapo), 2751 nucleotides. Its product is annotated as basic proline-rich protein-like. The record is from RefSeq and is a predicted model, not a curated record. The transcript is spliced from 3 exons. Bases 1 to 2751 code for a protein of 916 amino acids. Lineage: Eukaryota; Metazoa; Chordata; Aves; Psittaciformes; Psittacidae.
AUGGGGAUGAGCCUGCAGCAGCCGGCAGCAGGAACAGACAAUCCAGGACAGCAGCAGGAUCUGCAGAGAGAUGGAAGAGGGGUCAGGCCCUGGGGUGCCUCUCCUCGAGCCUGGGGAGGGCAGCCUUUGCCGGACCAAGUCGUGGCUGUGGCACCGGGCAAAGGGCCCUGGGACAUGGGCAGCCACCGGGACCUGGGGCUGGACAGCAGGAAAGGUGAGAGGCAGCAGUGCCCAGAGGAGCCCCAUCCCCCUCCAGCAGGCAGCAGGCUCGGGAGCAGGGAGCCUGCGGUGCUGCCAGGCGAGGAGAGCAGCUCUGGCAGCCGUCUGAGACCUCGCCGCAGGCUGCAGCACACACAGUGCCGCGAUUCAGGCACCCUGUGGCUCCCCCUCAGCGACCAGACCUCGGCCACCCUGCCGAGGCACCCGGAGACACGAGCACCCACCAGAGGCUGGACGGGAGUCCUGGGUCCCAGACUGUGCCAGGGCCCAAAUCACAGUUUCCAGUGGGAAACGCUCCCAGAGCCCCCACGGAAGGGAAAAACCUACUGCACAAGCGGAAAGCACAGCAAGUGCAGCACAAGGGGACACUGUCUGCCACGGCCGGUGCCUGUGCCAGCACCUCACCCCCUGCGCAGGUCCCUGCCGGGCAGUCUCCUCUGCUAUGCUGGUCCCGGAGCCAGCAGCCACCCGCUCCCCAGCGAUGACGGGUCCACGUGGGGACCACGCUGCAGCGGAGCCCUGCCGCGGGGUGCAGAGCCCGGCCCCCACAGCCCCGGCCCUCCAUGUGCCCCCAGCACAGCCCCGAAGUCCCCGGCAGCCCUGCUGCCCUGCCGGCAGACCUCUAGCCUCAUGCCCCCGGAACGGGAGGAGGAGGGAGCGGCACGGCGAGGGACGAGGAGGGACAUAAGCCUCCCCAGCUCAAGGGCCGCGCUCCCUGCUCCGCAGCCCCACAGGCAGCUCGGUGCCGAUCACACCCGGCACACGCGGGGCAGAGGCCGGCCGGGAUCCUUCCCAGCACCGCUGGACACCGGAGCCCGGCUGCCGCAAGGGGCCGAGGCCCGCGGAGCCGCCGUCCGCCCGCAGACCGGCGGGACCACGGGUGGCUGCGAGGGCGGCCUGGCUGGGCAGGCCCCGCGGGCGCGGCGGGACGAGGCCUGGUCCCUCCUCGCCCGCGGGGGCGGCUCCGGUCGGUCCCUCCGACAGCCCCAGAGCGCGCCCGGCUCCGGCACUCCACCGCGGCGCCGCCGCCCGCCCCGGCCCCGCCGCCCCCCGGGGUCCCGCCCGGCCGGGGCCGCCCCAACUGUCAAACCGCCGGCGCGGGCGGGUCGAGCCAUGCCCCGGCCGCGUCCCCGCGCCCUUACCGCGCGGCCUGCCCGCUCCCGUCCCGUCCUGCCGGCGGCCGGGCCCGUCUGUCGGCGGCGCCGCGUCACACCGCGGGGCGCCCGGAGCGCCCGCCCCGGAGCCGGGCCCGGCCCAGGCAGGGGCGGCCGGGGCGGCCGGCGGGGCCGCUUGUUUACGCCGAGCAGCUGUCAGCGCCGCCCGCCGCCCCGCCCCGCCCGGCCCCGCUCCGCUCCGCGCGGCCCGACACUGCCCGGCCCCGGCCCGGCGCGGCACGGCCGCCGCUCCGCCGGGCGCCGCCGGAUGCCGUCACCGCCGCCCGCCCCCGCCCCGGGGCACCGCGAGAACCGGGGCCGCUCGCCCCGGCCCGGGCAGACCCACCCUCCGCCGGCACCGGGCCCGGCACCGCCGAUCCCCCCGUGGGGCCGCCCGUGCCGGCGGAGCGAGAGGCCCGGAUCAGCCCCGGGAGCGCCCAAAACUCCCGCGGGCCCCGGCCCCGGGCAGGGUGCGAGGGCGCCCGCAGAGAACGGCGCCCGGAGCCGCCCUGCCUCCUGGUCCCAGUGCCGCGCACAGCGGGUCGCUUUGCGGCGUGGGGCACGAGCUGACCCAGACCGGCCCGUUCCAGCCCCGGGGCACCGCGCUCCUCGCCCGUGCCGGGAGCCAGCAGACUUCCCAGAAGACAAACCAGCUUCCUCCCUGUGGAGGAAGUGGCGCAGGACGGCAGCCGUGGCUGCGGUGCUUUGUGACACAGUUUUGCCCCACUUCACACGAAGCCCCAUCUCCUGCGGGCGGGAGCUGGAGCAGGGCCCGCCCCGGCCGUGCCCCGCGAGGCCUCGCACCGCUCACAGCCCUCGUGUGCUGACGCGGGCGGCAGGAAACCCCCGCGCCUGCCGCGGACCAGCCGCAGCCGCUGCCCUUCCGGACAAGAGGCCACUGCCGCCACCUCACCGGUGCCGCCGGGAAGCGCAGGGGCUGCCCCAGACCCGCAGCACGGCCGGAGGUUCCUGUGCGCCAGAAGCGGCUCUGCCUGCCGGUGCCGGCUGUGCCGGGGGCUGCGCUGGGGCUCGGUGGAGCCGAGCAGGAGCGCUGGGGCUCGCCUCCGCCAGCGGCCCCGCGGGAGUCGCGGUGACGCCGAGCACUCUGUGUCCCGGCGGCCGAACCGCAGUGUCCGGCCCAGCCCCGCGCAAAGCAGCUCCGUACCGAGGCGCGUGGCGGGACCCUAAAGCCAGCGCCGCCGGCCGCCACGGCCCCGGGCACGGCGGGAGGCCCCGGGCAGGGGCCGGAGCUCCCCGGCCGCGAGCGGGAGCCAUGCCCCGGCGCUGCCGCUGCGUGCCGCUGGACGGCAGCAGAGCGGGCCCGGGCCCGGCGCCGCGGGGAGCGCAGCGCCCGCCCGGCGCCGGACCGCGGCAGUGA